CUAGCGCGAGUGCAUUUGUCAUGACUUGUAAUUUAUGACAUUUUGACUUACGACACCAAAUGGAAUUUUACGGAGAUAUGUAUAGUGUUUAGACAUUGUAUCAUACGCGGCGAGAAUGUGGGGCCGAGCGCAACUGCUCGUGCUGAUGACGCUUCUUCAUGCCCAAGGAGACGAAGCCCAAGAAGACAACGAGCUGCGAGUGGGAAGAUCCAUCGACAUCUUCACCAGAUACGGGUACCUGAGCCUGAGCGUGAAGGUGGUGCCCAAAAACGAAUCCACAUGGCUGUUCCGUGAGCCGACGAUAGACAUCUUCGAAGGACUGAACCAGUACGCUGUUCCGAGCAAGCGGCAGUCGAAGAAGCGCCUCGUCUUCGACGGCAACUUCCACAUGGAGUUCUGCGACAACUCCAACCAGCUGCUGCAGGCCUACUUCCGCGACUUCCAAUUCCAAGGGCUGGACAAGCCGUGGAAGGCGUUCACGGGCAGCUGGACGCCGGAAACGAUAGCCAGGAAUUUGGGCAUCAACUCCUCCUUCAUCACCUCGGACAGUUACUGUUUCGUGCUGGUGCGGUUGUCGCGCUACCGCGAAGGUGUCAAGUUGACGAGGGUUCCGAACAACAUCAAUCUGGCGGACGUGGUGGCCAGGGAGAUCGACAAUAUGCAAGUGGGGGAUGUGGGGAGUGUCGUUACGUUCAUCAAGAAGUACGGGUCUCAUUUCAUCAACUCCUUCGUGACCGGAAACUCUAUUUAUCAGGUUUUCGUCUACAACAAAAACUACUACCAGCAGAUAAAAGACCGGCUGAAAACGCGCGGUAUUUCGCACGUGAACAAGCGCGAUCUCCUGCAGUAUUUCGGCCCGGUCUACGCGGAACACCUGGGCACCAUCAAGGUGGCCAGCGGAAAUAAAACAGUCGAACGAUGGGUGGAGGAGCACCUGCGGAUGCACUACUACAUCUUCAGCUUCCAAAGCCUGCUCAAAGUCCACGGGGACUUGGCGCUGCUGUCGAUUCUCAACAAUCUGCUGCUGAACGAGGCCGUGGUGGAGCUGGAGAUGAAAACCUUGGCGCCCGCGUUCAAAGACCCCGAGAAGAGGGCGUGGUUCGAGGAAGUGCUCGGGAACUUCAUCAAACUCUGGGAGGUUAAUUUGUGAUCGUAACAAUAAGGGGUUUUGUGGUUACCGCAAGAUCUCCAAAUUCUAGUGAGCUUUUCCAUGGAGUGUAAAUAUUAGGGUGUUUCAUUUAAAACUACAAAAUAUUGCUCAAAAAAGUUUGAGCCCUUAUAUUUGAUUCUAAGUACUUCCUUUUUCAUUUUGAAUGAAAAGUUAUGAGUCAUUUUUUUACAUUGUUCACAUAUUUUUGAAAAUAU
Messenger RNA from Brassicogethes aeneus, 1365 nucleotides. NCBI's taxonomy places the organism in Eukaryota, Metazoa, Arthropoda, Insecta, Coleoptera, Nitidulidae. The record is from the annotation of a GenBank genome assembly.